Molecule: messenger RNA, 2900 nt
Organism: Styela clava
Lineage: Eukaryota; Metazoa; Chordata; Ascidiacea; Stolidobranchia; Styelidae
Source: RefSeq, a predicted model, not a curated record
GACACGUCGUAGGUCAAAGAAAAUACAAUCCUAUAUAUCCGGUUAGGUCUGUUGUUUAUAUACAGAUAUAGCAGGUUGCGUACAGUAUUUGCUUAUAGGUCAGUACGUUGCGCUGCACCACUGGCAUUUACUUCCAUUUCCAAGUAAGUUCUGAAUAAACUCUGCUUUUUCGAAUGUGGGUAUAAGAAGACUCACUAGGUUCUUCAGUCUGCAAGUCUAUCAUCGAAAGAGCCAGCAGAAUUUUUAAUGCUUCACAUCAACAAAUCGAAAUCGCCUGCCUUGUCCUCCACCAUGUGUACUAGGAGGCACAAAGGAAUGCUACAGACAACCAUCAUUCUUGUUUUGAUCGUCUGUAUUGGAUAUGGAUUUUAUCUCUAUAAUCUUCUUCAAGUGCAAGUAAAAUAUCUGGAUACCAAGGUCCUUCAGCAUCAAACACAACGCAAGUCUUUGUCAUCUCAAUUGCAAGCGGUAUAUGAAGAUCGUGCAAGAUUAGAGAAGUCUGUGCAGAAAUCAAAAACAGACCUGCAGAAAAUCAAAGAUGAUAAAGAAACAAUUAUCCAACAGAUGUUGAUUGAACAUCAAGACAAGAAUGAAGCACUGAAUAAUGAAAAUAAAAAAUUAAUGAAAAUAAAUAAGGAUUUAUUUUCGGAAAAAAGCGCAAUUGAGUCAAAGCAUGAUAAAAUUUAUAGAGAUCAUGAAGAACUGAAAAAGAAGCAUCAGGAGCAUUUGAGAAGUCAUUCAUUAGAAGUAAAUGAUGCUCAUGCCGAAGUUCAGGUAUAUCAAAAAGAAAAUGAAAAUAUGAGAAAUAUAAAAGAAAGCUUGGAAAUGCAAGUGGAAGAAGCUAAAGAAAAACUUCGUAAAGUACUGAAUGAAAAAGAAAGUAUAAUAAGUGCAGCUCAGAACACAGAAGAAUAUCUCAAUGAAAAAAACAAUGAAAUUAGUAAUCUGAAAUUACAAAUCGACCAACAUGUGAAGGAUAAAGAUAUUGUGAUGAAACAAUCACAAGUUUUGAAGCAACAAUAUGAAGAAAUUAAACAAGCAUUAAAUGCAGUACCAGCAGAUGCAAUUAACUUCAAUCAUCCUGUACUUCAGAGUCUCGCAUCUGAAAAGAAGCAAAUUUUAAACGUUCAUCUUGGGGAAGCUAGAGGUGGAGCACAAUUCCAACAACAAGUUCAACAAAAUCAACUUGUUCAAGAACAACAACAACAACAACAACAAGACAGGCUUCGACAAAUUGAAGAGGAACGAAGGCAGCGAAUUCUUGAGGCACAAAAUCAUCAGCAGGUUGAACCGCAGGGUGUUGGUGGAGAUCAAAAUCAAGGCCAGAACAUUCCUGUUAAAGAACAUGUGAUUGCGCAAACACAACAAAAAUAUGGUAAAAAUGUUAUUGAUAUUUGUGCUCUGACUGUCGAUCCUGGCCCAUGUCAUGACGGCAAAAUUCGUUUCGGUUAUUAUGACGGCCUUCAAGCCUGCCGUGGAUUUAUGUGGGGAGGCUGUGGUGGAAAUCAAAAUAAUUUUGAGUCCAUGGAAGAAUGUGCAGCAGUUUGCAAUGAUCCAAAGAGAAGAUAUAUUGAAAAAGAAUUGACAGAAGAACAGCAAGUUGUAGCAAUGCAGAAAGCUGGAAUGUUAGAUCAAGUUGCUGCUGAUAAUAAUGACAAAAAUGUCAAACAACCUGAUAAUAAUGACCAGGAUGAUGAAGAACAGAGAUUGACUCAAGAAGAGGAGUUACGAGCAAGACAACAAGAAGAGGAGGCUCGGAAAGAGCUUCAGAAACAGAGUGACAUGAAUCCUAAUUUUGAAGAAGAUGGAAGACAUGACGCUGAUCCUUUAGAAGAAUUGAAAGAAAAUUCAAAGAGGCAAUAUGAAGUUGCAAAGAAUCAACAGGCUGAUAUGGAGAAAUUAGUUGAACAACAGCAACAAAGAGAUCAGCAAGCAUUGCCACCUCAGCCCCAAGAAAAUGAUCAGAUUGAAGCAAAGAUAGAAGAUGAUGAAGAACAUCCAGGAAAUGAAGAGGAAGAAGAAGAAGAAGAUGAGGAGGAGAAUCCUCAGAACGAUGAUGAUAAUGGAGAAGUUUAUUACAGAAACGAUAAUAAUGCUGCACACGAAGAAGAGGAAGAUGAAGGAAUCAAUGUGGAUCAUCCAGGAGAAGACCCAGAUGACGGAGUAGAAAAAAAUGAAGAUGACGACAAUGUACAAGUUGAUCUUCCACCUGCUGCUAGGGUGGCUGGUGACAAUCCUGAAGCAGUAAUGAAUGCUCCACCUCCUAAUCAAGAUGGCAUUGAUUCCAAGGAUAUCAAUGGACAAGAUAUUUAUGAACAAGAUGAGCAAGAAGAACAAGAUGGAAAGGAAGAGGAAAAUGAGAAAGAAGAUGCAAUAGAAUACAGAGAAGAUAAUCAGCAGGAGGAGAAGGGUGGGGAAGAUGAAAAUGGAGAAGAUGUAGAAGAAGAUUAUGGUGAUGAACCUGGUCGAGAAGAUGACAAUAGAAACAACGAUUCUCCCAAACAGGAGGAUGAUAAUAAUUAUGACAAUUACGAAAAUGAAGAAAAUGAUCCACAAGAAGAAAAAAAGAGGAGAGUACGACUUUGGGAACGAGAGCAGAAUGACAAAGUUUUUGAAUCACAUAAAGGCAUACAAGAUAUGAUACCAAAAAAUGCAAAACAUAUAAAAGAAAUGUAGCGAAAAAAAAUUUAAAACAAAUUAUGAUGAAUUUUUAUCCUUGCUUCCAUUAUAUAUAAGCGCCUUUAUUAUUAUACUUUAGUACACAUUGAUUACAGUGGAAAAUAUUUUCUGUGCCAUACACCAGUGGUUCCCAACCUUUCUACCCUGGCGGACCGGUAAAAUUAAAUUAAAUGUACUCGCGGACCGGCGAAAAAUUGAAAUGACCGGAACAUAAAAGAAUA